AAACUGUAACUGUAUCUAUAUACAGGUAUUUUUGUUUAUUCACUAAAAGCACUUUUUUUUUUAAUUUCGAAUGUAAACAUACUGUAAAGUAAAGAUACUGGAGGGCCAUAUCUUUAAAAACUAUAAUUUUUCCUUUUUCUUCAACUCCAUGAAUUUCUGGUACUGUGUGAGUGCAGCAGCACUCGUCAUUGCUGGUUCAUACAUAAUAUGGGGUCCAUCAAAUCGACCUAAGCGGAAAAAGAAAGGUGUUAUACCUGGAAUGCAAAACUUGGGGAACUCUUGCUUUUUGAAUGCUGUAUUGCAAGCUUUAUCUGCAUGUCCUUCAGUGUUAUCCUGGCUUCUUCAGGUCGUUGAUUAUUCUACUGAAUCUCAACAAAGUGACAAGUGUGUUCUUACCAAAGCACUCCUUUCUGUACUUUCAGCUUUAAAUGAGAAUAAUGAUGACUGCAGUGGAGCUGAAGUUAUAAAAGCCUUACGAUCACAUCGAUGGAUUAUCUCUAAUGAGGAACAAGAUGCACAUGAGCUUUUUCAUGUUUUGACAACAACUAUUGAAGAAGAAGCAUUAGCUCUUAAACCUGUGUUAUCUCUUCUGGAUACUAAAAAGCUGGAGGCUGAAAGUGAAAGUGUUGCUGAGGAGCACCGGAAUUCAUUUAUUUCAUCUAUGAAAGCUCUACCAAUGAAGAUUGCCUCUCCCAUGCGGGGUCUAUUAGUGAAUGAACUUAAAUGUAAUUCAUGCCAUUAUAAGUAUCCUGCCAGAUAUGAUACAUUUGACAGUAUAUCCCUAGUGAUUCCUACGCCUAAUUCUGGAGAAGUUACUCUUCAAGAUUUAUUGUUGAAAUUUAUAUCUUGUGAGCUUGUUCAGGAUGCAGUCUGUGAUGGAUGCUCCAAACAAGAGGGUGAUAGUAGUAGUAGCUCUGAUCCAAAGGAAAAAGAGAAAACUACUUUUAACAAACAACUCAGUUUUGGGAAACUACCAAAAUGUUUGUGCAUUCAUGUCCAAAGAACUAUUUGGUUAAAUAAUGGCAUUCCGGUCAAGUGUUUUGAUUAUGUGUCAUUUCCCAGAUUGCUGGCUAUGGACUACUUUGUCCACUCCCAUAGGCGUAAAGAUAAGCAAUUAGGAGCUAAUUUUACAAGAUCUCGAUUAACUGGUGGAAAUUCCUCAAGAAAUGAUCAAACUUCAUCAACGAGUAACAGUAAUCCAAUAGCUCAAAAGAUACUGCAGGUUACCUCUGAUAUUACUUUGCCUAUGAAUAAAGUUCUUCCAUUUAAUUUAGAAGAUUGCCUGUGUUCCUACAACUAUGUUUAUCUAUUAAAAGCUGUGAUUGUGCAUCAAGGCGAUACGUCAUCUGGUCAUUUUAUCGCCUAUAGGCGGCUAGCCAUAGACAGUGAGAAUGAGAAGUGGUUUUGCAUUUCAGAUCUAGAUGUGAAAGAAGUGUCAUUUGAAGAAGUUUCUCGAUCGAGUGCUUACAUGCUCUUUUAUGAGAAAAUGGAGUAACUCAAACAGUGUGCUAUUUAUGACAGGUUUUAAUAGAAGGUUUUUAAUUUAAUUGCUUUUAUGACCGGAGAUAAAAGCAUAUUUUUGAUGUCAGAGGAAUAUGCUUUCUUUGUAUGGUUGUUUUCUAUUGUUUUUAAAAUUAAUAAAAUAAUUUAUUUUUUUAAGUCUUAAAGGAAUAGUUUUAUUUUCUCAUCAGAAUUAAGUCAGUGAACCCUUUGCAGAUCAACUUAUAACUCAGAACUAGUGUUUAUUUAAUGAUAUUCAUUAUAGCUUUUUGAUUUGUUCUGAAAAAUAGAAAUAUAGAACUAAUUUUAAUUGGAAAAUUUCAGAAUCAAUCUUUGAGAGAUUAACAUUAAAUUCUGCAUAAACUAUCCGUAUUUAAUUAGAUUUCUAUUACCAGUAUUAUUAAAGUUAUUCAUAAAGUUUUGUAUUUAGAGUUAUUUAUAUUUAAAGUCAAAUCAGUAAUAUCAAUUGACUUAUAAAAAUGUCGGAUUUUGAUUGUGGUUAAUAACCUUUCACCCACUCUUUCACCCCCCACCCACCCAAAAAAAACAUGUAAGCCUAGGUUUGUGGGUUAGUUAGAAACCUGCUUAUUAUAUUGCAAAGCUAGUAUUUUUAGUGUUUUUCAAAAUGUUCUAUUUUAUAAAGCAUGUAAUUUAAAAUUACUUUUGAAAUAAGGAUGUAAUAAAUCACUAUUUUUUGACUAACUUUGUGCCAAUACUAGUAGAUUAGUUUUGUAUUGUACAAACUUGAACAUUUUCAAUGUUGGCAAAAUGAGCAAAAAUUAUUUGUGGGUUAAACAUUGUUUUCUUACUAUUUUGAUAUAUUUAAAAAGAACAAAAUGUAAACUCUUUAAUUUUGUUUUUUAAAAGAAAAAUGUUGUUAUUUCUAUGGUUGUUUUUAGAAUUACUCUAUUUAAACAAAUAUUACUUAUAUAAGCUACUCUAUCCAAUGUGUAUAAUAAUACUUAACUUAUUUUUGUAAUUGUUGGUGGCAGUAAUCUUUAUGCACAAUUAAAUUUAUACAUGCAGUGCAUUUGUAUCUUUUGUGAAUAUGAUUUGUGAUAUAUUUAUUAUGAUAUGAACAUAGAAAAAUAUGUGCACUUAUAAGCAUUUCUAGUUUUAUCUUGAUUUUUUGUAAUUUAUUUGUUUUGUAUGAGUUUUUAUUUUUUAUUCUACUAAGGAGCUCUGACCAAUGCUCGCUGUUGCUUGCCAAUCCUCAGAACUGCUUAGGUAGUUAAUUUCAGAUUGCUUCACUCUUUUUGACUUUGUUUAAUAUCUCAGUUUUUAUACUUUAUUUUUAAUACAUUAAAUGCUAGGUUUCCAGCUUCCUAUUUCCAGCCAAGCUUUGGAAUUACUCAUUCAGUUCUUUUCAGAUAGCCUCACUCUCUCAUUUCACCCGUCUUAGUUGGACAGUUUGUUGAUUAAGUGGCAGAAAAUAAAAUCAGUCAUUAAAAAAAGGCUAAUUUCAUAUUUAUAUACUCUAUAAAUAAAUCUUAAUUUAAACAUAUUUAUAAAUUGGGUACAUUUAUAACUUAACAAUUACAUGGCUGCAAAAAAUUCUAAUUUUUAAAAAAGCAUUCGCUAAAUUGAACUACACAG
Messenger RNA from Parasteatoda tepidariorum (common house spider), 3096 nucleotides. It is a transcript of the gene Usp30, whose product is annotated as ubiquitin specific protease 30. Gene Ontology annotation, molecular function: cysteine-type deubiquitinase activity. The record is from RefSeq and is a predicted model, not a curated record. Gene Ontology annotation, cellular component: nucleus; cytosol. Gene Ontology annotation, biological process: protein deubiquitination. NCBI's taxonomy places the organism in Eukaryota, Metazoa, Arthropoda, Arachnida, Araneae, Theridiidae.